AUGGCCGCGGCUACCAUCGUGCACGACACGUCUGAGGCGGUGGAGCUGUGCCCCCCGCACGGCCUGUACCUCAAGCCCAUCACCAAGAUGACCAUCAGCGUGGCCCUGCCGCAGCUGAAGCAGCCGGGCAAGUCCAUCUCCAACUGGGAGGUGAUGGAGCGGCUCAAGGGCAUGGUGCACAGCCACCAGUUCUCCACGCUGCGCAUCGCCAAGAGCACCAUGGACUUCAUCCGCUUCGAGGGCGAGGUGGAGAACAAGAGCCUGGUCAAGUCCUUCCUGGCCUGCCUGGACGGCAAGACCAUCAAGCUCAGCGGCUUCUCGGACAUCCUGAAGGUGCGCGCCGCCGAGUUCAAGAUCGACUUCCCCACGCGCCACGACUGGGACUCCUUCUUCCGCGACGCCAAGGACAUGAACGAGACCCUGCCGGGUGAGCGGCCGGACACCAUCCACCUGGAGGGGCUGCCCUGCAAGUGGUUUGCCCGGAAGGAGUCGGGCUCCGAGAAGCCCAGCGAGGAGGUGCUGGUGAGGGUCUUUGAGAAGUUUGGGGAGAUCCGCAACGUGGACAUCCCCAUGCUGGACCCAUACCGGGAGGAGAUGACUGGCCGUAACUUCCACACUUUCAGCUUCGGAGGCCACCUGAACUUUGAAGCCUACGUGCAGUACCGCGAGUACGCGGGCUUCAUCAAGGCCAUGAGCGCCCUGCGCGGCAUGAAGCUCAUGUUCAAGGGCGAGGACGGCAAGGCUGUGGCCUGCAACAUCAAGGUUUCCUUCGACUCCACCAAGCACCUGAGCGACGCGUCCAUCAGGAAGCGGCAGCUCGAGAGGCAGAAGCUGCAGGAACUGGAGCAGCAGCGGGAGGAGCAGAAGCGCCGGGAGAAGGCGGCCGAGGAGAAGCAGCGGGCCGAGGAGAGCGUGAUGAAAGCAGUUCCUGCCGUGGGUGCCCACGUGGCCGAGUCCUGCUGCCCGAGGCUUUCCCGGGCUGUCAUCUUGGAGCAGGUUGCCACAACUUUCUCCCGUGGUGCCAUCGGUAGGCGCGUGCUGUGUUUCCCGCGCGUACCCGUGCGUCCGGUCGACUCUCUGAGCGGAAGGGAGCGUGGGCUGUUCUCUGGGCUGCGGCGCCGCCUUCCAGUCCCCGGUCGGACCCUGCUUCUCCGUUUACCCUCCUGCUGCGUGGCCUUUGUUCUGCUCUCCACCGCCCAGCCGCUAAACCCCUGGGACGCGGCCUUGCGCGUUGCUGGGAUGCUGCCCAGGUGUCAGCCGGGCUUCCAGACGGAGACUAGGAAAGAAGGGCUGGCUGUCGACCCCCAGAUCACAGCUGCCGAAAGCCCUGUGGGCAGCAGGGGUCAGAUCUGCGACCGACAGGGCUGGCGCGGGGCCGGGCAGCGUGGGCUCCGUUGGGGGGGGCGGCACUGGGUCGGGCUGGCUUGA
Messenger RNA from Orycteropus afer afer, 1428 nucleotides. RefSeq names its product A-kinase anchor protein 17A-like. The record is from RefSeq and is a predicted model, not a curated record. Gene Ontology annotation, molecular function: protein kinase A binding; RNA binding. The coding region runs from base 1 to 1428 and encodes 475 amino acids. The transcript is spliced from 5 exons. Gene Ontology annotation, cellular component: nuclear speck; cytosol. Lineage: Eukaryota; Metazoa; Chordata; Mammalia; Tubulidentata; Orycteropodidae. Gene Ontology annotation, biological process: regulation of RNA splicing.